Messenger RNA from Drosophila eugracilis, 688 nucleotides. RefSeq lists its product as uncharacterized. The record is from RefSeq and is a predicted model, not a curated record. Bases 89 to 283 code for a protein of 64 amino acids. NCBI's taxonomy places the organism in Eukaryota, Metazoa, Arthropoda, Insecta, Diptera, Drosophilidae. The transcript is spliced from 2 exons.
AUCUCGUUUCCAGUCCCACAAAAAAAAACACUUUUCGUUUCAAUAGGGAAAAUAAAUUGAAAUUUAAUCAAAUUCAGGCACCUUCAGCAUGGCGGACUUCGAGGAAUAUGGCCUUCCAAUGGGAAAAAUUACUUACAUAUCCGAAGAGCUGGAAAGGACUCAUCUGUCACGCACGCCACAAGUCCUGCAGCAGUUGGAGGACAUCCGGGAUCCGGAGGGCGAAAUGCUUCUUGCUGAAGGCAGUCGGCUGAGGAAAAAACCCAUUUCGGACGACUACUACUAGAAAUCAACAAAAUUUUCACAUUACAAAACGUAACGAGUGACACCUGCCAAGGAGCGAAAGGAGCGAAGGUGUUGGCCUGGCAAUUAAUGACUGCCUGAACUUUUCACAUUCACAUUCACGUGCUCGAGCUGGGCAAACAAAGCCAUCGAGAAGAGGAGCUGAGGGCGACAAAAGCAACACGCAAGCCAGGGACUGGGCUCUAAAACACAAGAACAGCCAACACACACAAACAAAUUGUGACAAAGUUGCGGAAAUUUAAUUAAAAUCAAAUACAGCCAGCAGAGAAAAAGGGGUAGCGGAUUGGCAGUCAGGUGUGACCCUCAGAUAUAGUUUCUAACACGCUCCCAACUUUUGUCUGAAUGUCGCUAGUUUUCCGCGUCGUUUAAUAAACAAAAUGUAAACAAA